Messenger RNA from Ictidomys tridecemlineatus (thirteen-lined ground squirrel), 2700 nucleotides. RefSeq names its product molybdenum cofactor synthesis 1 (gene Mocs1). Gene Ontology annotation, molecular function: metal ion binding; 4 iron, 4 sulfur cluster binding; cyclic pyranopterin monophosphate synthase activity. Gene Ontology annotation, biological process: Mo-molybdopterin cofactor biosynthetic process. Lineage: Eukaryota; Metazoa; Chordata; Mammalia; Rodentia; Sciuridae. The record is from RefSeq and is a predicted model, not a curated record.
CCUCUCCCGGACGACCCAGGCAGCGGAGGCCCGGGCUAGUGCGCUCCUUGGCCGGCCACCGCCAAGGCGCUCCCCGCGGGCAGGCUUCAUGGCGGCGAGGCCCGUGUCCCGGAUGCUGGAGCGGCUCGUGCGGUCCAGUGUCCGGGGCUGCAGCUCGGGGGCUCCUGUGACGCAGCCCCACCCCGGGGAGCCCUCCCAACCCGCCACAGAGGACCUGUCCAGGAAGAGGCCAUUUCUGAAGGAGCACGUGGCCCCUUUCUCCACCUUCCUCACAGACAACUUUGGCCGGCAACACAACUACCUGCGGAUCUCCCUCACUGAGAAGUGCAACCUCCGAUGCCAAUACUGCAUGCCUGAAGAGGGUGUCCCCUUAACCCCCAAGGCUGACCUGCUGACUACAGAGGAGAUCCUGACCCUUGCCCGGCUUUUUGUGAAAGAAGGUGUUGAUAAGAUCCGGCUCACAGGUGGAGAGCCUCUCAUCCGACCAGAUGUGGUGGACAUUGUGGCCCAGCUGCACCGGCUGGAAGGGCUGAAGACCAUCGGGGUCACCACCAAUGGCAUCAACCUAGCACGGCUGCUGCCCGCACUUCAGAAAGCAGGUCUCACUGCCAUCAACAUCAGCCUGGACACCCUGGUGCCAGCCAAGUUUGAGUUCAUCGUCCGCAGGAAAGGCUUCCACAAGGUCAUGGAGGGCAUCCACAAGGCCAUCGAGCUGGGCUACAGCCCUGUGAAGGUGAACUGCGUGGUGAUGCGAGGUCUGAACGAGGACGAGCUCUUGGACUUCGUGACCCUGACCAAGGGACUCCCCCUGGACAUACGCUUCAUAGAGUACAUGCCCUUUGACGGCAACAAGUGGAACUUUAAGAAGAUGGUCAGCUACAAGGAGAUGCUGGACACCAUCCGGCAGCAGUGGCCAGAGCUGGAGAAGCUGCCAGAGGAGGAAUGCAGCACAGCCAAGGCCUUCAGAAUCCCCGGCUUCCUAGGCCAGGUCAGCUUUAUCACAUCCAUGUCUGAGCACUUCUGUGGGACCUGCAACCGCCUGCGGAUCACAGCUGAUGGGAACCUCAAGGUGUGCCUCUUUGGGAACUCGGAGGUAUCACUGCGGGACCACCUGCGGGCAGGGGCCUCUGAGGAGGAGCUGCUGAAAAUCAUUGGGGCUGCAGUGGGCAGGAAGAAGCCACGUCAUGCAGGCAUGUUCAGUAUUUCCCAGAUGAAGAACCGGCCCAUGAUCCUCAUCGAGUUAUUUUUGCUGCUCCAAGAUUCUUCCCCACCAGCCAGCCUGAGCAUUUUCUCCCGGGACCCCCUCCAUGUUCAGGGUCUGAGACCCACAGUGAGUUUUUCCAGCCAGAUGGCAACUUUUUGGAAAGGACGUGGCAUCCCCCAGACCCCUUCGUGGAUGGGUUCUGGCUGCCCUCAGAGACACUACAGCUCCCAUGCAGACUCGGACACCAAUUCAAAGUGCCUUAGCCCAGGGUCCCGGGUUCCUGCUGCCCACUCAGGACCCUGGUCGACCUCAGACCAGCUAACACAUGUGGACUCGGAAGGACAGGCAGCGAUGGUAGAUGUGGGUGGGAAACCAGAUACGGAGCGGGUGGCCGUGGCCUCAGCUGUGGUCCUCCUGGGGCCUGUAGCCUUCAAGCUUGUCCAACAGAACCAGCUAAAGAAGGGAGAUGCCCUGGUGGUGGCCCAGCUGGCUGGAAUCCAGGCGGCCAAGAUCACCAGCCAGCUCAUUCCUCUGUGCCACCAUGUGGCCCUGAACCAUGUCCAGGUGCAGCUGGAGCUGGACAGCUCACGCCAUGCAGCAGUGAUCCAGGCCACUUGUCGGGCUCGGGGCCCCACCGGGGUGGAGAUGGAGGCGCUGACCUCUGCUGCGGUGGCCGCCCUCACCCUGUAUGACAUGUGCAAGGCUGUCAGCAGGGACAUCGUGGUGGAGGAGGUCAAACUCAUCAGCAAGACUGGAGGCCAGCGGGGGGACUUCCAUCGGGCUUAGAGCCUGUCCCUUUGCUGAGAGAUGAUUUAUAAUAACCUGUGAAGUCCCCUUUAUGCAGAGAGGAUGCCAUAGACCUUUAAGUCUUCCAAGGACACUGAGGUAAUGGAGGGGACUACAGAGAGCAUCACCAGGUGACAGGAAAACCAGGACAUGUUAUUUAUGAACUGUUGGAGACACUAGCUUUGGGAAACCCAACCCGUAACUACUCAUUUUGGGUUCUCUCUUCCCCUGGUUCCUGGGGAGAAAAUAAGGGCUCAUUAAGCAGAGGAACCCACUUUGAGAAGGGAAAAGCACAAGCUUGCUUAAGAAUGUGUCACAGCUUCUCUCCAAUAGUGUGGCCUUCCCGAUCUCAUGUGGCCACAGCCCUGUGCUGUCCCUCCGUUCCUGCCAUCCCUCUUUCUAAAGAACCAGUUGCCCCUUCCUUUGGCCCUAGUCUGUGGCUGAUGCCACCUACAGGCUUUGGACUUAACAAUUGCACUGACCCGCCAGCUCCCUUUCCUUGUCCCCCUCUUACACAGAAUGCACGUGUUGGGGUACCCUGGGGACCCUUGGCUGACUGCUUACCCCACACCUGCUCACUGCCUUCCACCCACACCCACCUUUUUAUUCUGGAACAUGUCAGGGAAAGAAGAGAGUUGAAGAUAGACCUUCGCCCUCAACACAAAUAAAGCCACGGUGCCAAAUUUGGAGAGGCAAGAACAAAGACUGUA